AUGACAUCAUCGGACUCCUCUCUCCCCAUCUCGACUGCGCAACAUGAAUUGCUCUCCCCGCCUCCGUCACCGUUCUCUAACCCCGAGCAACCUAUAAUCGCCACGGGUCACCUGGGUAUGAUCAUCGAGAAUGAAAGUCUUCUUGAAGGUGUUGCUCCGUCGUCAGACCCAACGAUAGGUGCACCGACAAUCAAGCCCGAAAACUCAAGACCAAGACGGCGGAUAACGUAUGUGUCCCGACACUUUGCGAAAGAUGGGCAAGAGAAGGCGCCUCGCCGACGUCCACGAGCAUCUGGCAGCCAGACUCGGAAAUCUAAACAAAGCAAAGAAGAGACAAUGGACGGCCGAAGCGUUGAAGCAUCACUGUCCUCACCACCAGUUACUCCCUUAAAACCACAGCCACGCAUAUACUAUGGCUAUAAUAUCGACGAUUUCUCUUCUGACUCGAGUCUUACCGAUGUGCCUGACGACUUCGAUGAUCUUGCGGACCCCUUUUUACCUCCACCUACCCCUGAGUUACGCCCGACUAUCGAUUCGAAGGCCAAAGGAAAGAGGAUACGCAGUCCCACCAAGUCACCUUAUUUUCCUCAUCCCCAUAAGCACCGUCCAACCUUCCUCUCUACACUGCCAUUCCCUCCAUUGGCUCACAAGAGAUUCGGCCUAAUGCAGGAGCGAUUGGCUCAUGAUCCAUUCCGGCUCCUCAUUGCGACCAUAUUCUUGAACAAAACUCCUGGUGAGCGAGCAAUGCCCAUUUUCUACCAGCUGAUGAGUCGCUACCCAACCCCUGCGGAACUUGCUGCAGCAGAAGUUAGUGACAUCACCGACAUCAUAUAUGUAUUGGGAUUCCAGAACCAGCGUGCACGAAAAUGUGUCGAAAUGGCCAAAGUAUGGCUCGAACGUCCACCAGAAUGUGGCAAAAGAUACAGAAAACUUAACUAUCCCAGCAAAGGCGAUGGAAGAGACGUCAAAGACAGUGAUGUUAUCGAUGACCAUGAUAAUCGUGUCGCUUGGGAAAUUUCUCAUCUUCCUGGCCUUGGACCAUACUCACAUGACAGUUGGCGGAUGUUUUGUCGUGACAAAUUACGUGGUGUGUCGAGUAGUUGGAACGGUGAAGAUGCCGAGGAUCCCAAUAGUUUCGAACCAGAAUGGAAGCGAGUUCUUCCUUUGGACAAGGAGCUACGAGCUUACUUAUCAUGGGUUUGGAUGAAAGAAGGGUGGAUUUGGAACAAGGAGACUGGGCAACGAACGAAAGCCAGUGAUGAACUCAUGGCUCGAGCCAACGGCGGUGGCAUAAUCGUCGAGGAGAAAGACUGUGAGCAUCUAAUUGUGAAAAGUGUGGACCCAGAAGCCGUGAGCAUGCUUCAGGGAGAGAGAACUGUAGAACACACAGCGGGCGAUUUCCUACCGAGCACCCAGAUCAUUGUCGAACCAGAGAAACCCAAUUUGGAAACGCCAGACGAUUCAGGAAAUGUUCAGAAUACCUGA
Exophiala bonariae is the source of this 1485-nucleotide messenger RNA. RefSeq lists its product as uncharacterized. The record is from RefSeq and is a predicted model, not a curated record. NCBI's taxonomy places the organism in Eukaryota, Fungi, Ascomycota, Eurotiomycetes, Chaetothyriales, Herpotrichiellaceae. Gene Ontology annotation, molecular function: DNA binding; catalytic activity. Bases 1 to 1485 code for a protein of 494 amino acids. Gene Ontology annotation, biological process: base-excision repair. The transcript has a single exon. Gene Ontology annotation, cellular component: nucleus.